This is a messenger RNA of Schistocerca serialis cubense, 1092 nucleotides long. RefSeq names its product clumping factor A-like. Bases 1 to 1092 code for a protein of 363 amino acids. NCBI's taxonomy places the organism in Eukaryota, Metazoa, Arthropoda, Insecta, Orthoptera, Acrididae. The transcript has 2 exons. The record is from RefSeq and is a predicted model, not a curated record.
AUGAGACAGACAGACAAUGAGGCGACAGACAGACAGACAGACAAUGAGGCGACAGACAGACAGACAGACAAUGAGGCGACAGACAGACAGACAGACAAUGAGGCGACAGACAGACAGACAGACAAUGAGGCGACAGACAGACAGACAGACAAUGAGGCGACAGACAGACAGACAGACAAUGAGGCGACAGACAGACAGACAGACAAUGAGGCGACAGACAGACAGACAGACAAUGAGGCGACAGACAGACAGACAGACAAUGAGGCGACAGACAGACAGACAGACAAUGAGGCGACAGACAGACAGACAGACAAUGAGGCGACAGACAGACAGACAGACAAUGAGGCGACAGACAGACAGACAGACAAUGAGGCGACAGACAGACAGACAGACAAUGAGGCGACAGACAGACAGACAGACAAUGAGGCGACAGACAGACAGACAGACAAUGAGGCGACAGACAGACAGACAGACAAUGAGGCGACAGACAGACAGACAGACAAUGAGGCGACAGACAGACAGACAGACAAUGAGGCGACAGACAGACAGACAGACAAUGAGGCGACAGACAGACAGACAGACAAUGAGGCGACAGACAGACAGACAGACAAUGAGGCGACAGACAGACAGACAGACAAUGAGGCGACAGACAGACAGACAGACAAUGAGGCGACAGACAGACAGACAGACAAUGAGGCGACAGACAGACAGACAGACAAUGAGGCGACAGACAGACAGACAGACAAUGAGGCGACAGACAGACAGACAGACAAUGAGGCGACAGACAGACAGACAGACAAUGAGGCGACAGACAGACAGACAGACAAUGAGGCGACAGACAGACAGACAGACAAUGAGGCGACAGACAGACAGACAGACAAUGAGGCGACAGACAGACAGACAGACAAUGAGGCGACAGACAGACAGACAGACAAUGAGGCGACAGACAGACAGACAGACAAUGAGGCGACAGACAGACAGACAGACAAUGAGGCGACAGACAGACAGACAGACAAUGAGGCGACAGACAGACAGACAGACAAUGAGGCGACAGACAGACAGACAAUGAGGCGACAGACAGACAGACAAUGA